This is a messenger RNA of Myotis myotis, 3474 nucleotides long. Its product is annotated as zinc finger and SCAN domain-containing protein 2-like. Gene Ontology annotation, molecular function: RNA polymerase II cis-regulatory region sequence-specific DNA binding; DNA-binding transcription factor activity, RNA polymerase II-specific. Bases 1066 to 1674 code for a protein of 202 amino acids. Gene Ontology annotation, biological process: regulation of transcription by RNA polymerase II. The transcript is spliced from 4 exons. Lineage: Eukaryota; Metazoa; Chordata; Mammalia; Chiroptera; Vespertilionidae. The record is from RefSeq and is a predicted model, not a curated record.
CCGAAGGGGGAUCUUUGAAGCCCCACUCUGCAGACUCACUGAGGUUGCAGUAAGCAGUGGGAUCUGAAGUGUGGGGAAGGCCUGCAUGGAGGUCCCGGAGAAGGACCAGCAAGCUCCCCUGAUGGGGGUGGGGGAAGGCAGGGGAGUGGCCAGGUCAGCUGCUCUGGAGCAGGCAGGCCUCAGAGCUUGCAGAAGCAGGAGCCCAAUGGUUUUCUGAGGCCGGGGGUGAUGGCAGCAGACAGGGCCCUUUGGGUAUCAUGGCUCUGUGGUGGCUGGGAUGAUGGGGUUGGUCUUGUGAUGUGUGUGUUUUGAGGAGAGCAGCUAGCUAAUACAUUGAGAAGAGCUUUCGACAGCGAGUCAGGAAAUGAAGGCCUAGUCCUGGCUCACCUUGCUGUGUGACCUUGGGCAAGUACGCUGACCUCUCUGGGCCGCAGUUUCUCCAUCUAUAAAUUGGGGUUCAGUGAGCCCUGCCCUUUCCUCAGGGCUGUACAAUGGGAAACAAUUGAAGAGGAGCACGGUGCCCUGGGGGAGAGGAUCCUUAGAAGAACCAGCGGGAGUGCAUGGAGCCGCACUUGGGGGUGCUUGUGGGGUACUGAGGGCUGCACAGCCUGGGCCCGGCUUUGCUGUGGGGAUGCCAAGAGGAAUGAAGCAGAGCUGCCCUGGGAGCUCACAUGCUGGGUCAGUGACUUGCAAACAAACCUCUUAUAGGCAAGCCUCAUUUUUAUAAACAAGGCUGCUGCUUUAGUGUUUGGCCGAGGCUACUUUCAAGUUUCAGGGGUUUUGUUUUGUUUCUUCUUUUAAGCUUUGCAAGAAAUAUCUUUAACCCAUUCCCCUACCCUUCGCUCCAGACUGAGGAUGCCCCUUCCCGACCCUCUCCGUGAGAAGCGGGUUGGAGAGAGAAGACACAUCCCGGUGCAGGACAACUGGCAAUAAAUAUGAGGAGGCCCUGCAUCUGACCUCUCAGGGUUUGCUCAGUGCCUUGUACGGCAGGCACAGGGCUUGGCGCUGGGAUUAAAGGCGGCAGCUCUGUCCUUAAGGGGCUGGUGAUUACAGCUGGAAGUGCCCAUGACCGAGUUGGCGUCUCCGGGGGGCGGGUCCCCCACGGGGGACAGGGAAGAGGGUCUGGGGGACGAGCGAGGCCUGGUCAUCCACCACCCCACCGAGGAGCAGGCGCACCGCUGUCCCCUGUGCGGCCAGACCUUCUCGCAGCAGCCCAGCCUGGUGCGGCACCAGAAGGCGCACGCCGGGGCCCGCGCGGCCGCCUUCGUGUGCCCCGAGUGCGGCAAGGCCUUCAGCGUCAAGCACAACCUGGAGGUGCACCAGCGCACCCACACCGGCGAGCGGCCCUUCCCCUGCCCCGAGUGCGGCCGCUGCUUCAGCCUCAAGCAGAACCUGCUCACGCACCGGCGCAUCCACAGCGGCGAGAAGCCGCACCAGUGCGCGCAGUGCGGCCGCCGCUUCCGCGAGCCGCGCUUCCUGCUCAACCACCAGCGCACCCACGCGCGCCUGCCCGCCCCGCACCCCCGCCGCCCCGGCGUCUUCGGGGAGCGGCGCCCCUACUUCUGCGCCCGCUGCGGCAAGAGCUUCGCGCGCGAGGGCUCGCUCAAGGCCCACCAGCGCAGCCACGGCCACGGCCUGGAGGGCGCGGCGGCCCAGUUAGGCCGCGUGCUGUGAUGCGCGCAGGGCCGGCCGCCCGCGGUGUCCUGCCCCCGAGCUGCGUCCCUGAGCCCUGGAGGUGGCCCUGGGCGGCGGAUCCCCACCUGGAUGGGAUCCCGGGAGAGGAGGGGGGCUGCCUGGGGGUCUUGGAGGAGUGGGCCGCCACCAUGCUCUGCGGCCUCCUUUGGCUCCUCUCUCAGGACCCUCGGGCUGGCUGCGCAUCCCGGCGCUGGUUUCCCUCCGCAGGCUGGCCAGGCCUACAGCACGCAGAAUGCCAGAGUGGAAAGCAACCUGGAGAGGGCCACUGUCCACAGCCCCCAGGCACAGCCGCCUGGCCCCAGCACUGUCCGGUGUCCUUGCCAAGUCAUUUCACUUCAUGCCUCAGUUUGCUCAUCUAUGCGGAGUGGGCAGAACCUCUGGGCAGUAUGCAAGGCACAUCUGGGCUCAGGAACCAGGAUGGAGACCCUGGGAACUGCACCUGGCAGAGGACAUGCGCCCUAAGACCUACCUCGGGAGGUGCCCUGCAGUGACAGCGGAGGGGACCGGUGGAGCCCAGAAUUGGAGGCAGUUCCGUUCCCUGCGAGAGACUCCCUGCACCUGUUGGGAGUCGUGGCUGGGGAAGAGCUCGUCCUGGCUGCCUGGCCACCUGUCCAUGGACCUCCACGCUCGUGUGGCAGCGGGGACCGUGCCUGUGGGGAGAGCUGGCUUCUCUGCCCGCGGGGCCUGGCCCUCCAGAGGUGGGAAGUGGCUGGCCUCCGAUGCCUCGGCACACUGGCAACAGUCCUGGCUCCAGGGGCACGACCUCCCGGUGUGAGCCACGCUGCAGGCUUCACCUGCCUUUCAGCGAAGGUUCUUACCAGACUUGGGGGCAUGGAGGCCUUGGAAAAGCUGACAGAGGCGAUGAACCGUCUCCCCAGGAACCACACAUUCCCACGUAGAUGCACGAAUCUACCAGCAACACCAGGAGCUCCUGGACUCCAGGCUGGAACCUCAACCGGGGACCCAACCCACCCCCUGCCCCUCCCUGGCCCCGAGGGUCCACCACACAGUAGCAUUCUGCCCUCCCCUGUCGGUCCUCCUUCCCUUGUUCAGGAAUAAAAAAUUCUGAGGAGGGGACCCUGUUUGUCACUCUAUUCUUUCAGGCCUAAGAAGCAGCGCAUCAGGGUCUGGAACCUCAGUCCUCCCGCAGACGUCGCUGGCUCCCCGGCCUGACUUUGCCCUUCCCCGGGUCAGGGUUGCUGGCUCUGGCUACCAGGCUGCUGGUGCAGCCCUGGGCUCCUGGCCUGGGCUCUGAGCUCACCAUAAAGGCGAUGGGAAAAGCUGGACCUUCGUGGACGCUGGGUGAAGCAGAACCCUUUGUGCAGCAGCUACGCCCCGGCCUCAGCCUCAGCCUCAGCCUCCGCCAGGCAUGGGGUGGGGAGGGCUGGGGAGGACACAGUCUCCAUCCCGGGACCAGCCGGCACCAGGCAAGGAGAGAGGCUGGCAGAGAAGCUUCUGUGUGUCCCAAGCGGCCACUAGAACAGGCCGGACUCCUGGAUCUUCACAACUGAGCAAGUGGCCUGGAGCGAGCUUACAGGCCUCCCUACAAUGAACUGCCCAUCAGAAAAGGCCUGACCCACCAGGGCUGGGUGGGUUUUUGAUGGCAGCCAGACUUCAUGAAGUUGGUUAUAUUUAGGGAAACCCUUGGGGGUAGAGAGAGGUCUUUAGUCACAGAAUUUAUCAUUAUUAUUAUUUUUAUUAAUCCUGACUGAGGAUAUUUUUUCCAUUGCUUUUCAGAGAGAGUAGAAGCAGGGGGUGGGGAGGGGGGAGAGAGAGAGA